Messenger RNA from Perkinsus marinus ATCC 50983, 1229 nucleotides. RefSeq lists its product as hypothetical. Lineage: Eukaryota; Perkinsozoa; Perkinsida; Perkinsidae. The record is from RefSeq and is a predicted model, not a curated record. The coding region runs from base 7 to 723 and encodes 238 amino acids. The transcript has 2 exons. Gene Ontology annotation, molecular function: mRNA binding; metal ion binding.
AGCCAUAUGUUCCAACCGCUGCUUCCUCCAAUGUCUUACACCGCCGGGAACGCUCCUUCCGGUGGUAGGAGGUACACCACCAGCGGUGCAUCGCCGGCACAGUACCACUCAUCAAGGCAACUACUCCCCAAAUCGCGGGUCCAGAGAGCGGUUCCUGGUGACGGGAGCGAAGGCUUGGGAAGCGGUAUAAGGCAACAGUUGUAUAAAACCAAAUUUUGCCGUCACUUUAUUCGAGGAAGCUGCAAGUAUGGUGAAGAUUGUACCUAUGCUCAUUCUAUAGAGGAGCUCGCCGCACGUCCAAACUUCUACAAGACUAAGAUCUGUACGAGGCCCAACUGCAACGACCCUGACUGCCAAUAUGCUCAUUCUAUAUAUGAGCUACAAGACUUCUAUGCUAAGGAGGCUGAUAGGAUCUGUCCAAGUUUUCUUGCGGGUCAAUGCAAUGACAGUUCGUGCCCGAUGUCUCACAAUCGUACCCAGGCGAGCGAGAUGAUGUUGGCUCAGUGCUUCAAUUUGAUGAAGUCUAAUACAGACCGAACAGUUGCAGCACCACAGCAUUCUUCUCCUAGCCUUCAAGUGGUCUCCUCUGCAGAGUCUAGCAGUUCGCAUAGCGAUCCUCGUUCUGCCGUGAACCCGCUUGCCCAAGAUACUUCUUUAGAAUCCUUGUUGAGCUCAUUCCCUUCGCUUUCUGGGUAUGAAUAUCGCUCUCGAUACGAUGUUUAACACCAUUCCGUGAUCAGGUGUCUCAAUCAUUUUCCCCAUAAAAUUGGUUAGUUAGAUUGUGAUAUUUGGUACUGGAUUCUUAUGAUCUUCUGUCUACGACCUAAAUAUACUUUUCGUAACAUUUCAUAUUAUCAACGUGGCCGCUUCCGUUGCCACGCAGGCGAGCGUUGGAGAAUAUUACUGCUCGUCACUCUUUCAUGCGCGUAAACUUAGUAUUACGCUCGAGGCAUUUUAUAUUGGCUAUAAAGUAUAGCGAGUGACUGUAGGUUGAAGCUCUAUCUCGUUAACGACCCUCUACAGAAGUUUACACCCAGAAGGCAGUAGAACUAUCAAGCCGUGGUUGGGCUGUCUCUUUGUCUACACUGCUGUAACUCCCAACAACUUUUGCUCCAUAUGGUCAAUUAUUUUCUAAAAUGUAUGUAAGUUUCCACCUGAAUUUCAGCGAGCUAGGUUGAGAUUCGACGGAUACUCACUACAAGGGGGCCUAUUCUGACAAAGUUUUCUCC